Oreochromis niloticus (Nile tilapia) is the source of this 1279-nucleotide messenger RNA. It is a transcript of the gene rcl1, whose product is annotated as RNA terminal phosphate cyclase-like 1. Gene Ontology annotation, molecular function: RNA endonuclease activity. Gene Ontology annotation, cellular component: nucleolus. The transcript has 9 exons. The record is from RefSeq and is a predicted model, not a curated record. Gene Ontology annotation, biological process: ribosome biogenesis; endonucleolytic cleavage of tricistronic rRNA transcript (SSU-rRNA, 5.8S rRNA, LSU-rRNA). Lineage: Eukaryota; Metazoa; Chordata; Actinopteri; Cichliformes; Cichlidae. The coding region runs from base 141 to 1259 and encodes 372 amino acids.
UAGUAACAGUAGUGUGGCAACGCAGCCGUAGAAACCAUUAUUUUGACCCUACUGCCUUGCCGUAAUCUCCCCCUCCCACUAACGUCUUCCUGGACAAACACACGUGGAUUUUACUGACGCCAAGCACAAACAACAAUAACAUGGCAAGCCACGGGCUCACCUACGAAGGCUGCAAUUUCCUCAGACAGCGUCUGGUUUUGUCCACGCUCAGUGGGAAGCGCGUUAAGAUAAAAAACAUCAGGUCUAAAGAUGACGAGCCGGGACUCAGGGAUUUUGAGGCCAGUUUUAUCAGACUGCUGGACAAGGUGACCAAUGGCUCCACGAUAGAGAUUAACCAAACAGGUACCGUUUUAGUUUACCAGCCUGGGUUGUUGUACGGAGGCACUGUGGAACAUGACUGUAACCCGCAACGCUCAGUUGGGUACUAUCUGGAGGCCCUCCUCAUGCUGGGUCCUUUCAUGAAGUCCCCUCUGAAGGCCACUCUGAGGGGAGUUACCAAUGACCUCACUGACCCAACGGUCGAUCUGCUGAAGUCCACAGCCCUCCCAGUGAUGAAGAAGUUUGGGAUCGAUGGAGAAGGCUUUGACAUCAAGGUGGCGAAGAGAGGAAUGGCACCUGGUGGGGGUGGAGAAGUAGUGUUUACAUGUCCUGUCCGCAAAACCGUCAGGCCCGUCCAACUGACUGACCCUGGCAAGAUCAAGAGGAUCAGGGGAGUGGCAUAUUCAGUGCGAGUUUCUCCUCAGAUGGGCAACAGGAUUGUGGAGUCAGCCAGAGGCAUCCUCAACCAGUUUCUUCCAGAUAUCUAUAUCUAUACUGACCACAUGAAAGGAGCCAACUCUGGAAAGUCUCCAGGCUUUGGUCUGACACUGGUAGCAGAGACGCUCAAUGGCUGCUUCCUCAGUGCAGAGAUGUCAUCCACACCACAGGGGCAGGGAGACCCCAUACUGCCAGAAGACCUUGGCAGAAAUUGCGCAAAACUGCUUUUGGAGGAGAUAUAUCGGGGUGGCUGCGUGGAUUCAUCCAAUCAGAGCUUGGCGCUGCUCUUGAUGACCCUUGGCCAACAGGACGUGUCGAAGGUUCUCCUGGGACCCCUCUCCCCAUACACGAUCGAAUUCCUCCGACACAUCAGAGAUUUCUUCCAGAUUAUGUUCAAGAUUGAGGUCCAGAAGCCUUUAGAAGACGAACGGAAAGGGGGCGAUAAGGUCCUGAUGACCUGUGUAGGUGUUGGAUACAGCAACAUUAGCAAAACCUUGAAAUAAAUUAUUUUUUCAUAAAUGUU